AUAGCCAGUAUAAGGAUAUAUGAACGACUAGCUAAAAGGCUGCCUAAUGCGGUUAAGCUUGGGCCGACUCGUGCUAGUCCUAUGACAAGCACUGCGACCGCAAGACAUAAACCGUUAAGGCAGAGGGAGGUAACAAAGAGCUCAGAUAAAGGGCCAAAGGGAUUCACGAUAACGGGGGAACAAACCGGGCAGCAGAUUGCCAGUCCUAGUAAUACGUUGUGCAUCGUCGCACGUAGGUGCGAUUCGCCUGGGUUUCACAGGGUCAUCAGGAUACUUAUUAAGAUUCACAAUAGGGAGUGA
Acaulospora morrowiae is the source of this 300-nucleotide messenger RNA. The record is from the annotation of a GenBank genome assembly. NCBI's taxonomy places the organism in Eukaryota, Fungi, Glomeromycota, Glomeromycetes, Diversisporales, Acaulosporaceae.